Hyalella azteca is the source of this 3019-nucleotide messenger RNA. Its product is annotated as longitudinals lacking protein, isoforms A/B/D/L. Gene Ontology annotation, cellular component: nucleus. Gene Ontology annotation, molecular function: protein binding. Gene Ontology annotation, biological process: regulation of transcription by RNA polymerase II. The transcript is spliced from 4 exons. The record is from RefSeq and is a predicted model, not a curated record. Bases 5 to 1489 code for a protein of 494 amino acids. Lineage: Eukaryota; Metazoa; Arthropoda; Malacostraca; Amphipoda; Hyalellidae.
CACCAUGGAAGAAUUACUCUCAUUGAAGUGGAACAAUCACCGCUCCACUUUUCUUCACAUCUUAGCUGUUCUCAGAGACAAGCAAUUGUACACUGAUGCAACACUAGCCUGUGAUGGGAAACUCUACAGCGUCCACAAACUAGUGCUCUCAACAUGCAGCGAUUACUUCAGCUCGAUGCUGGAUCGAACUUCUUGCAAGAGCCCAGUGAUCGUCCUUAAAGACAUCAAGAGUGAUGACUUAGAAGCCUUACUGGACUACAUGUACCUGGGCGAAGUAAAUGUACGUCAGAGCGAUCUUUCAACUCUGAUCAAGGCAGCAGAAUGUCUGCGUGUCAAAGGCUUAGCAGUAGCCGACGAUGAACCUCCCCCUCCCAGGAAAUCUUCGAAGUCUGACUAUUCGUCGAGGAGGAGCGAGUCCACGAGCAGUCCUCCAGCCAAAAGGAAAAGACGUGGUGAUGCUAUAGAAGAUGGCAGGGACGAUGUUAGACCAACCCGUACUGAUAAUAGACGCGUUUCUCCUAGUACUUCUAGACCAAAGAGCCCACCUAGCACUACUUUUACCUCCCCUACUAACCCCUUGAAGGCUAACUCAAGCUCGGCCAAUGCAAGAAAUAGUGUAGAUGACCCCAGUGUCGCCAAGAGUAGUAAUAGCAAUGAUGAUUAUGUAGACCUGGCGCCUUGUAUUAAAGUUGAGAUGACUGAAGAUUCUGACCGCCCUCCCGACGACGAUAGCAACAUGGAUGGUAACACUGGUGACAUGGGCGAAGGAUUACCCGACUCGUAUGGCGUAGACAGUGAAAACUUCAAAGAAGAAGAUGAUCCAGAUGAUGGUGAUCUCAACAGUGAUCUGCCGGAGUUUCUUCAGCAAGCUACUGCUGGAUACCAACACUCCUCUUUCGGUGGCCCAUCUUUCCCAAGUGACCUGUCGUGGCAAGGCAAUGAAGACAACGGCGGUAGUGGCAGCGGCUACGGCGCUGCCGCUUCAUCAGCUCAGUACCCAGCGCACGACGCCGCUCAGAGCUCAGCAGGGGCAGAUGCGGGCAACGUACUACAACGUCUGCGCAAUGCCGCUGGGCCCUUGAUGUCAGCAUCUUCGCGCUUAGAAAGUAACUUGGACUCCAUUUACGUACCCUCGAACCCUUUGAACUCUUCAUUUACUCACCAACCUCGCAGACGCUUCAAGUCUUCAUCGUCCUUUGAACAAGUCCAGCCAGAUGAGUCGACUGACGCGGCGAAGAAACUAAGGCAUUUUUCGUGUCCCUAUUGUUCGACCGUCUUCACUGACAACUCAAACCUCCGUCGACACAUCAUGACGCACACUGGAGAACGGCCCUUCAAGUGUCCGUUGUGUAGUCAUUCCAGCAGCCGCAAAGGAAACUUGAUCGCGCAUAUCAGUGGUAAACAUAAAGAAUAUUUCAUGAAUCAAUACAGGCAUCACGAGCAACGUAUUCCUAAACAGUGCCCUCAAGUAACAUCUCCUCCGCAUUAAUAAGAUAGAACGCGCCUUUUACUGACAGAGCAUCUAGUUUCCUAUCCAGUAAUUUAUAAGGGCAUUAUUAUUAUCUAAGAGGAAAACGUGGAAAAAAGCGCAGGAAAGUAUUCAGCGAUUCUCUGUUACAUUGCUAGAAUAUUGAGCUAGGAGCGAUCUAAGUCGCACAUUAGUCUUUAUGCAAGGGAGCCGAACUGAUCAGAAGUCGCAUACGAGUCUUUUUAUUGUAAUACUGCUUAGUUCUUAGUACUGCUUCUUUUAUGUUAUUAUAUUGGAUUUGUCCGAUUUUAGCCUCAUUUGUGUUAAAUUUCUUAUCAAAGAAAUUUAUUCUGAUUUCGUUUCUUUACGAUUGAAUUCGUCAGUUGUCGGUGAAAAUCCCCACAACCCGUUCUUUUUUUUUCACUUGCAUCUCACUUCCGUCUUCUGAUGAUUGGAGACGGCAUAUCUUCAAAUAUAUUGAAGAUAUGCUGGCGUCACGAACUGGCAGUAUUUUCUAAGCGUGGGUUCUUUUUUUCUAAGCUCAAAUAUCAAUUCUGGACUGGCACGCAAGUCGAUCUAAUAUAUAUAAUAUUCUUCUAUGCAAAGUAAAUGAAUAAAAAUAUAAAAAAUUGAAGAGAUAGGAAUUUCGAUUAGUCUUCAUAAUUCCGAGUGGCACCGUAGCGUAUGCUACCCGCUCGACGUUAUUUCAACAAAAAUGCAGUUUGAAAAUAAUCAGUCUUCUAUGCUAUAUAUGUUGUAUUUAAUUCGAAGCCGCGUUUCAAGUUCUUGAAAGCAAAAUAAUGAAUUACCUGAAAAUGAACACGCAAACUUCUAUUAAAGAAUUGGCGACUUCGAAAUGUCCUGCAUUAUUGCAUUAUAAGAGCGCUUAAUAGUGAUCGAUCUUUAAGUUUUGUUUUAAAAUGAAUGUUCACUUGACUGAGGUUCCACGUUUCACAGCGACAUUUUGAACUACUGACUGCUUUUCUCGCGUCGUUAUCGGUUUCUAUUUUUUUCUGAAUCGCGUGGGGUUGUGAGCCUUUCCUUAAUGGAAGUUCAAUUAUCAAAAGGCAAAAGGUUUUUGCAUCUUCCUGUGAACGGAAUUCUUUGUAGCACGUUUUUGUGCUUCAUAUUAUAUUUCAGAUAAAUAUGAAUUCACUUGAUAAUUUCGCCAGUUUGUUCUACCAUUAAUGACUUGAUUUCAAGUUUUCAACUGCUCGAUGAGUGCCAAUGCGAAUUGUAAACCCUCUUACUGUUUAGUUCUGUGAACAAGACUGGCCAAUACUAUUGAUGUUCUUCCAGCAAGCUUUUACUAUAUCUUCUGAGACGCAUUACAGCGCUAGCUAAAAGAAUACAUCUCGGAUAAAACGAAGCAUUGGGUUGCUAGACUCAAAGCCUUGUGCUCUUGUUGCUUGCAUCGGCGUAUCGAGCUGAGUACGAAGAUUGCAAAAAAAAUUCUCGCUUCAUUUAAUAUUGCAAGACUUGUAACAGUGUAUUAUUGAUCAAUACAGUGUUCUGACCUCCGUUUUUGAUAAUACAAGUGCUAACAGACGA